Phragmites australis (common reed) is the source of this 2758-nucleotide messenger RNA. Its product is annotated as U-box domain-containing protein 33-like. Bases 139 to 2445 code for a protein of 768 amino acids. The transcript has 9 exons. Gene Ontology annotation, biological process: protein ubiquitination; protein phosphorylation. NCBI's taxonomy places the organism in Eukaryota, Viridiplantae, Streptophyta, Magnoliopsida, Poales, Poaceae. The record is from RefSeq and is a predicted model, not a curated record. Gene Ontology annotation, molecular function: ATP binding; ubiquitin-protein transferase activity; protein tyrosine kinase activity.
CCUGAAACGGCAGGCAGAGACAGAGGCAGCGGCAAGCAACUGCCGGCUUUGGACAAGUCCAAAGUCCACAGCAGCGGGCCUCGCCGUGGCCGGCCACCCAACUCCGUCUCCAAGCGCAAGGAAGAGAAACCAAGAACCAUGGCCACGGGCUCCUCCUCGCCGCCCACCAGUGAUUCGCCGGAGCUGACCCUCUCCGGCGAGAAGGUGUACGUCGCGGUGGGAAGGGAGGCGGCCGAGUGCAGGGCCACGCUGCUCUGGGCGCUGCACAAGUUCCACCAAGGCGCCGCCUCCUCCUUUGUGCUGCUCCAUGUUUACUCGCCUCCCAAGUUCCUCCCCGUCCUGGGUGCCAGGAUUCCUGCUGCCCAGGUGGAGGAGCAUGAGCUGAUUGCAUACAAGGAAAAGGAGCUGCAAAGAGUCAGUGACAGUUUAGAUCAGUACCUACUCUUAUGCGCGCAAGAAAAGGUACAAGCUGAGAAGUUGGUGGUUGAAUCGGAUGAUGUUGCGCAGGGACUAGUGGAGCUCAUUUCUGAGCAUCAUGUUACUGUGCUUGUCAUGGGGGCAGCUGCUGAUAAGAAGUAUACAAAGAAAAUGAAGAUCCUGAAGUCCAAGAAAGCACGAGUUGUAGAAAGGGAAGCAGACCCUUUCUGCAAAAUCUGGUUUAUUUGCAAAGGAACACUGGUUUACCCUAGGAAGGCUGUUCCCCUUAGCCAUGAAGAAAUGCAGGAAGGUAGUCAAAGCUCCAGGUUAACACUGUCUUCAGCGGAGAGAUCGGCAAGCUUGUCAGAAAUGUGGUGUGUUGCAAAUACAUGGCUACACAAAUCAAUCAUUGAACCACAGAUUGAAAGGACUACUUCAGACCUAUCGGACAAUAGGGGAGAGGAAAAUGUUAAAGCAACUAAUGAGUCUUACGAUAAUUUCCAGCAUAUCCUCAGGGAGUUAGAGAGUGUAAGAAGAGAAGCUUAUGAAGAGAAAUGCAGGCGUGAGGAAGCAGAAAGAGAGUUAUUUGCGGCUUCCCAGAGAGCACAAGCCUUCGAAAAUUCGUACUUCCGAGAACUGAAGCAAAAGAAUGAACUAAUAGAAAAGUUGAUGACGACAAUGGAAGAAGUUGAGAGUCUCAUUAAAAGGACUGAUGAACUUUGUGCAAAACUUCAAGAGGAACGCGAGCAAAGAAUGGCCAUGGAGAAGCGAGGUGCCCAUUCUGACCGCAUCAUUAAGGAUUUAAUGUUGCAGCGCGACAAAGCAUUAAGAGAGGCAGAAACACUACGCACAACGAAAAGAGAGUAUACUGCAACUGCAGAGGGGACGAUGCAUAUCACAGAGUUGUCCUACUCAGAGAUUACUGAAGCAACUAACAACUUUGACCGCUCACUGAAGAUAGGAGAAAGUGCAUAUGGAGGUGUAUACAAGGGGUUUCUUCGGCACACCAAUGUAGCUAUAAAGAAGUUGAAUCCUGAAAGCACACAGUCACAGUCGCAGUUCAAUCAAGAGGUGGAGAUUCUCAGCAGGGUGCGGCAUCCAAAUCUUGUAACUCUCAUGGGAACAUGCAAGGAUGCUCAAGCUCUUGUCUAUGAGUUCAUGCCCAAUGGAAACUUGGAUGACCGCCUGGCUUGCAAAGAUAAUUCCAAGCCUCUUAGUUGGCAGUUGCGUACCCUCAUCGCUUCUAAUAUUUGCUCUGCACUCAUUUUCCUCCAUUCCAACAAACCCCAUAGCGUUGUUCACAGUGACCUGAAAGCAUCUAACAUUCUUCUCGAUGGAAAUAAUGUAGCUAAACUCAGUGGUUUCGGUGUAUGCCGAAUGCUAACUGAUGAGUUUAAGACCACAACCACUCUAUAUCGUCAUACCCACCCAAAGGGCUCCUUUGUGUACAUUGAUCCUGAAUACCUUAUCUCUGGUGAUCUGACCCCCCGAUCUGAUGUAUAUUCUUUUGGCAUUGUACUCCUGCGCCUUUUGACUGGAAGAUCAGGAUUUGGUCUAUUGAAAGAUGUGCAACGGGCAGUGGAAAAGGGUUGUUUGCAAGCAAUAUUGGAUCCAUCCGCCAGGGAAUGGCCUGCUAUAUAUGCCGAGCAGUUGGCUCAGGUGGGUUUGAGAUGUUGUGAAAUCAGAAGAAAAAACCGUCCUGACCUGCAAACGGAGGUUUGGACUGUACUAGAACCAAUGUUGAAAUCUGCUUCUGUGACGCUAUGUUCAUUGUCAUUUAAAUCAGUAUCAGAAGACCUUGGUGGUGUGCCAUCCUACUUCAUAUGUCCGAUACUUCAGGAUGUCAUGAGGGACCCUCUAAUUGCUGCAGAUGGUUUUACAUAUGAAGCCGAGGCUAUAAGGGAAUGGCUGGACAGUGGCCACCGUACGUCACCCAUGACAAACCUUGAGCUACCCCACCGUGAUCUUUUGCCAAACCAUGCCCUCCGUUCUGCAAUUCAAGAAUGGCUGCAGACAAAUGCAGAAUAAUAUGUCUGCCUUCUCAUUAUGGAACUUAGAAAGAGGAUUAUUAUGUGCCCACGAGUUUCUGUGUUACAGCAGAUUAAUAGGCACUAGCACAAGAACAAACACAGACAAAAGAAACAAAAUACUUUCCUGUAUCUUCGAAAAGACAGACUAGAGCCAUACACACAUGUCUAUGUUUUUGGAGCAAGACUUGUACGUAAAAUGUAAUAUACUUGGAGCCAACUGUCCUUCAUCAGUGGCAUGCUUAAUGCUGCACAGAGAUUUAUAGAGUGAAAACUGUUUUGGUGCUCAGAUAGUUCUGAGCAGUGGCCAUGCA